AAUGAACUAGAAUGAGGAAUUCUUAGAAAAUGAAUUACAUUCAUUUACCUUCACCAAAAAAAGCUCAAGUUAGAAAAAGGAGAGAAUUCUGUAGCAAACUCCUAUAGUUUAAACAUAACCAUAGAUUGUUUAGAGUUAAGUGAAAGUUGUAAAAAAGAAAAAGAAUAAUGUUAAAGAUUUGAAUUCAAUAUAAGAAGCCAAUUUCAAGUAUAUUUGGAAUUUCUUGAAGUCAAAAUAAGAGUCUGAAUUAAUAGGGGUAAUUGAUAUAGCAAAGGCUGCUUAGAGUGUGAUGAAGAAACCAAUUGAAGAGGAGUUGAUAUUGGUAUUGAUUAUGGUAAUAGGUAGGAAAUGUUGAACAUUUAUAAUGAUAGUCUAUAUUAGGAUGAGAAUAAAAUAUUAAAUUAAGGGAUUGGUGAAGAAGAGUUGCGUUAAAUUUUUAUUGAAUGUAAAUUGAAGAUGUGAA
Paramecium pentaurelia is the source of this 463-nucleotide messenger RNA. NCBI's taxonomy places the organism in Eukaryota, Ciliophora, Oligohymenophorea, Peniculida, Parameciidae. The record is from the annotation of a GenBank genome assembly.